UGGUUCUUGGUGGCAGCGCGCCCCGUUGAGGACAGGUGAUGCGCGGCCCGUCUGUGCCAUUGGCGCAUCCCGCUGAGGUGUGGCCGUCAGCGCAUCCGUCCUGCUGCAGAGCCGCCCGGGCCCCUGGCACAGCUGUCGCUGCCGGCUGGCCUCCCGCCUUUUAUUGACUGUAAAGGGCAGCUGGCUGUCCCGAGAGCAGCAUCACCCUAGCAGCGUUCUGGCUCCUGGGGAUGUGUCCGAACAAAAGCCUCUUGUGUCCCGUGCUCUUUGUUCUGUUAAGAAUUCCAGUGAGUGUCAGAACUGGAUUCCCAUGUGCCCUCGAUUAUAGGCCAUCUGUAAAUGCUCAGAAGAAAAGCAGGCUAAUAGCUGAUGGGGCAUUUGUCAGUGUAAGAUUGUAAAGGUCCAGUGUGUGAGCAGGAAAGCUUUGUCAAGAGGUGAGAGGUUGGAUCACGUACAGCAGUACUUGUGUCACGUUCCAGGAGAGGCUGCAAGGCCGGUUGCUGAACAGCACACAGACAUGUCUCAAAAAGCAAGAUUCCUCAGGCUUAGAAUGGAAAGAGUGAAUGCGUUGAGAUUGUCGGGCCAUGGGAAGGAGAAGAUGCCUGCUCCAAGGGUGCCAGUGCUGGCAGCAAGAUCACUGGAUCUCUUCUCUUCCAGGAGACAUGGAGGAAUAGAUUGAAGAAAACAUGGCCAAUCAACGGGAUUACAUUAGCAGACCUAUUUGCAAUGGAAUUUCUGUUCCUGAAAAUAAAAUCAAUUCCUUAGUGGCUGAAGGUCAUGGACAACAAAUUCUAAAAGUACUACAAAAGUUCAGAGAACAAAAUACAUUUUUUGAUUUUAAAAUUCUUGUGAAAGAUGAAAUAAUUCCCUGUCAUCGUUGUGUACUGGCAGCAUGCAGUGAUUUUUUCAGAGCCAUGUUUGAAGUUAAUAUGAAAGAACGAGAUGAUGGCAAUGUUACUAUUAGUAACCUAUCACCCAAGGCAGUGAAAGCUUUUCUUGAUUAUGCUUACACAGGAAAAACGGAGAUAACCAAUGAUAAUGUGGAAAUGCUCUUCCAACUGUCAUCAUUUCUUCAAGUUUCACUCCUUUCCAAAGCUUGCAGUGACUUCCUAAUAAAAAGUAUUGAUCUUGUGAAUUGCUUACAGUUGCUUUCUCUAUCAGAAAGUUAUGGGUCUGUCCGCUUGUUUGAUCAUGCUCUAGAUUUUGUACAACACCACUUUUCAUUGCUGCUCAGAUCGAGUGAUUUCUUGGAGAUGAAUUUUGAGAUAUUACAAAAAUGUCUUGAGGCUGAUGAACUAAAUGUUCCUGAGGAAGAAUCAGUGUUGAAAGCUGUCCUCCAAUGGACCAAACACAACUUAGAAACACGGCAGAAAUAUUUGCCUAAUUUGAUUAAAAAAGUGAGAUUGCACCAGUUACCUGAAAAGACUUUGCAGGACUUUUUGCAUUCUGAAGAACACUUACUUAAGAGUGCUAAUUGCUCAGUAAUAAUCAAUGAUGCAGUUAAAAGUGUGCAGAACUUCAGUGGAUUGUUUCCAGAUGCACGUCCUUCAACAACAGAAAAAUAUAUAUUUGUUCAUAAAACUGAUGAAGAUGGAGAAAACAGACAUACAUUCUGCUACAACAUCAAAACAGAUAAAUGGAAAGAACUACCACAUACGCAUAUGAUUGAUCUACCAGGGUCAAGUUUGUCUAGCUAUGGAGAAAAAAUAUUUAUAACUGGAGGAUGCAAGGGGAAUUGUUAUAGGACUGUCAGGCUCCAUAUUGCUGAACCGUUUCAUGAUGCCACUGACCAAACCUGGUGCUACUGUCCAGUCAGCAAUGAAUUCUCCAUAGUGUCAGCUAUGAAAAAACCGAGGACAAUGCACACAUCUGUUGUAACCUUAAAUCAGCUCUUUGUAAUAGGUGGAAAGACUAGAGGAGCACAAGAAACUCGGAGUCUUUUGGAUGUAGAAUCUUAUAACCCUCUUUCCAAAGACUGGAAAUCUGUAAGCCAGUUACCAAGAGGUAUUUACUAUCCAGAAGCAAGUGCAUGCCAGAAUAUAAUUUAUGUCCUUGGCUCAGAAGUAGAGAUUACUGAUGCCUUUAAUCCAUCUCUUGACUGUUUCUUUAAGUACAAUGCUAUGACUGACCAGUGGUCUGAGCUUGUAGCAGAAUUUGGGCAGUUUUUCCACGCAACUCUAAUCAAAGCUGUUCCAGUGAACUGUACAUUGUACAUAUGUGAUCUUUCCACCUACAAGGUCUACAGUUUUUGCCCAGAAACCUGUGUUUGGAAAGGGGAAGGAUCUUUUGAAUGUGCUGGCUUUAAUGCAGGGGCAGUUGGGACUGAAGACAAAAUUUAUAUACUAGGUGGUGAUUAUGCUCCAGAAGAAAUCACAGAUGAAGUUCAAGUCUACCACAGUAGUAGGUCUGAGUGGGAAGAAGUUUCACCAAUGCCAAGAGCCUUAACUGAGUUUUACUGUCAGGUCAUUCAGUUUAAUAAAUACAGGGACCCCUGGUCACCCGUACUGACGAUUUGCUCUGGAGAAUUUUGAAACUCCCAAGUCAAAAGAGUCUAUUUAAAUGCACAAGCUGUAGAACAGUUUCUAAGUAUUAGUUUACAGAUGAAGAAAUAUGUACUUGUUUGUUUGAAUUUUCAGUUUAAAUUAAAUGCUGUAGGAUUGCUUUUGGAAGAGUCCAUCAAAAUGUCAUUCAUGCUAGUUGUUAUACAGACAGUAUUACUUAAUUUUAUAUACAACUCUUCUCUGUAAUUAUCAGAAUAUUUUUCAAAAUGAUAUAAAUUUUCCAAAAAGAAUAUUCAUGAGGAAUUAGUUGUGUAAUAUGUGCCAUUAUUUCUGUAAUAUUCACAGUUGUCCCAACAGACAAAUUGCUAAAUGAGGAAACUGACUGUGAUACUGUUUUCCCUAUGUAACUGAAGUUUAAAAGACAUUUUCAUUAGUGUUAUUUAGAUUUUCUAUGUUCAUAAACCUGCAAGAGGAAUUCCUUGUCAGCUUUAUCUUAUCACAAUGACCUUAGCAAGGACAAGAGCCAAAGUGACCUUCACAGUAUUAAAACCAGGUAUCUAACUUGAAGAGACUGAAAAUUCCUGUCAUCUUACUUCAGGCUCUUCAGUUUUACCAAUUUUUCUCCAUCCUUGUGCCUUAGUAGUAGCUUUACUUUCUGUUCCCAUCCCAUUAACUCUGGCAAAGUAAACUUCCAUAACAUACUGUUGGGUAGGUAAGAUUUCUACACGAUAGAUGAUUCAUGCGGUAUCUUUGCUUCUGUCAUGUUGCUAACUAAAGAAAAAACACUUCAGGAUAUUUUCUAACAGAAGUCUUCCACCUCUGAAGUCUUCAGUGCUACCUACUAAGCAGUCACUAGGCUGCUGAUAGCAGCAAGCUGUAGAAAGAAUCGUAGCUGUUCCUUCGGUUAACUAUGGGAAAAGUUUGUAUCUUGUCAAACAGCAAAUACAAAAUUACAAAACUGCACCCCCAUCUUAAAAGUCAAUAGUAAAUAGUAUUUCUGAGCUGAGAAAUCAUCUCUUAUGGUUUAAAUUAAUUAAAACACUUUAUCUUGAACUUCAUGGUAAUUUUAGAUGUUAAAGUAUUACACAGUAAACACUACACAAUAUAUUGCUUGGUAAACUUUAAGUAGUCAGCUAUGAUAAUGUUAAAAUUGUAAUGGACUUUUAGUGCUAAUAUUAGUCUAGCCAUAUGUUGUGAAGUAAAUUUGAUCUCAUGCUUACAAAGUCAGUCCUCUUUCUUACAGGAGAACAUUGAAAUUAGUUAAGUUUCAUAAAUAAAUUUGUAAUCUUCCUCAGCCUGAGAAUUUCCUUUCUUACCAGGUAUCCAGAUAAGACAAUGAGAGCCUUUAUGUUCCAUGUAAGUAUUGUGAAAGCAGUAAGGUUGUUUUCUGCCAGACAGAAUAAUGGUUCUAAACAUUUAAUCACAUCUUUUCACACAGUUUAAAUCAUGAAUGAAAUUUAGUGAGGCAUCAGAGACAUCUUUCAUGUCUUGAGACAACUGUGGUAAGUUCAUUAUCACAUCACUACUGCAUGUACUUUUUGCAAAACCCAAGCUGAAUAUUAAUGCUUAAAGCUUAAUAUUGCCUAGAACAUGCUUCUGUUUUGAACAGUAAACAAUGGAAGGUUCUG
Molecule: messenger RNA, 4129 nt
Organism: Ficedula albicollis (Collared flycatcher)
Lineage: Eukaryota; Metazoa; Chordata; Aves; Passeriformes; Muscicapidae
Gene: KBTBD3
Product: kelch repeat and BTB domain containing 3
Exons: 5
Coding region: 687-2531 (614 amino acids)
Molecular function (GO): protein binding
Source: RefSeq, a predicted model, not a curated record